Molecule: messenger RNA, 916 nt
Organism: Aspergillus eucalypticola CBS 122712
Lineage: Eukaryota; Fungi; Ascomycota; Eurotiomycetes; Eurotiales; Aspergillaceae
Product: C2H2-type zinc finger protein
Exons: 2
Coding region: 91-750 (219 amino acids)
Source: RefSeq, a predicted model, not a curated record
CUCUUUCUGAGUUUUUUUUGUUUCUCUCAUAGGACUUUGAUAAUUCCUUGAUAAAGGUUCUAAUCUUCUACAACUACUACCAUUUUCCCAAUGCAGAACGUCGUCCCUGGUGGCAAACCCAGUUCCAGCGGGAAUGCUGGUUAUGUCAGCCAUACUGCUACUACUACUACCGUACCGGCCACUCAUCAAAUUCAACCUGCAACAAGCCUUGGUCAACAACCAGGUAACAAUGCGUACUUCAGCUCAGUACAAGUAGUCGACCCAGCAGCGGCAUUCCCGUUCAACAUCGACCCAGUCAACCAAAAUCUCGCUGGCUAUCCGAACGCUAUGGCCCCACCCCCUGCCAUCAACAACUUCGACCCCAGUCAGCUGGCUCUUCCAUUGGAUGCGUACCAGCCACGAGUGGAGUUUCCAGAACAGUUCUUCGUGAUGAACCACCAACCCAUGGCCCCCUUGCCGGAAGCUGCUGCGGGCCUACCCGCGCUGGCCCAUGGCACAGACGGAGGUCACAGGCAACAACCUAUGAUACCCCGGGAUGCACCACUUCUCUGCAAAUGGGAAGGCUGUACGCAUGCACGAACCUUUAGCCGGAUAGAAGAGUUGCUCCGACAUAUUAAAAACCUCCAUAUCGCUCCUCGGUCUUACCCUUGCGAAGUUUGCGGUCGGCCAUUCAACCAAGCGUACAAUAGGACAGCCCAUAUGCGCAGUCGUCAUUGGGUGGAAUGGCUUUCGGGAAUGUAUCGUGCGUGAAACUGAAGGGUUGGCUCAUACCUGAUGGUCUUUCUUUCUUUUCAGGAUUCUAUUGUACUGUGUCCAUUUUUGAUUUUUGUUUUUUUCCUUUUUCGGUUCUCUUUCUUUUGUCUUAAUUACAUUUCGGGACUAGAGCAUUUUUAGAUCAUGUAUAAAUAAUAAGGAG